AUGAAUAGUCGUACAUUUAUAUUUUUGCUUAUUACCGUCGGCAGAUCCAUUGCUAAACAGCAUAGAGUACAUCAUCAUCACAAUGAUCAUGGAUAUCAAACUCUACUGCCAGUCCAAGACACAACUACACCCUUGAGCACUCCGACAGCUUUGACGACCGGUACAACCACCACGACAAGCUCAAUCACUCUAACGAAAACAAUCAUUGUAUCACAGCCAACAAGAGGCGCGCCUCCAACUGGUUCAACCUUUGCCAUUCGAGAUGCACUUCAAGAGCGGGAACUCCUUGUAACUUACCUCCAGAGCGAAGUAGUCGGGGAUAUCGAAGGUUUUACCCUCUUUAGUGAUAUACCGGAUAUAGAAAACCAACAGCGAUAUAUCUUGAAUGACAAGGGAAACCUCAUCCACGUGGCGACCGGGUGGGUGGCACACGGCGAUGAUUUGGUCGGCCACAGAUUCGAAAACCCCAAAACUCCCGACGAUGCUCUAUCCUCUCCGGCGUGUAUAUGUGCCGUCGACCCAGUUACCUCGCAAUUGACAUGUUCUUGUGGGAGUGCCACAAAAGUCUGCAUGGACACGAGUAGUAGUUCGACAACUCCUUGUACCGAACAAGACAUAUCGGAUACUUGGGCAGAGGUUUCAUGGUACGUUUUCCCGGAUGAUCCCAGCGUCACCACCGGCAUCAGUCCGACAGCGACUCCUUCACCACCGCCAGAAGAUCGGCAAUUUCUAUUGGAAAGUGCCAACUCUGAGUACUUAUUGGUUGUGGUUGACCAUACACCAUUUCUCGUGCUCGAAGACAGCAACAGCACGACGGGCUUGGACGUGAUCUUUGGGAUAGACGACGACGGCGCUUGGAUCAAUGUCGCAACGGGCGAUAUUGCUGCUUCCAACCCCGAGUUCACGACCGGGCCCAUCUCUUUCUGGAGUCGAGAGGACAUGGCGAGGCUCGGCCUGAAACCCAGCACCUGUGACGUUGUGGACCAGAGCGGAUCAGUUGGCUUUCACUGCAACAACCGCCGCUUCUGUGCGACGGAAUGGGGACUGUUUUAUUGCUAUGGAACUCGGCCAGAUGAUAAUGUGGUGCAUCUCUACUCGGGGCUUGAGAUAUAA
This is a messenger RNA of Pestalotiopsis fici W106-1, 1113 nucleotides long. RefSeq lists its product as uncharacterized. The transcript has a single exon. The record is from RefSeq and is a predicted model, not a curated record. Bases 1 to 1113 code for a protein of 370 amino acids. Lineage: Eukaryota; Fungi; Ascomycota; Sordariomycetes; Amphisphaeriales; Sporocadaceae.